AAUUCCUGUGCAGGGAAAACAAAAUUCUUUACUUCUUUUCCUUCCAUUCCAUCAUCAAUUUCUUAAAUUCCAUAACCAACCGUUUUUUUCUUCUCACACAAUAAAUAAACCAUUUAUUUAUUCAUUUAUUAAAUUAAUUACCGCGUGCGUUCCACCUCUUACGAUAAAAAAAAGGAGAAUGUUAACAUGUGCAUAUAUGGCACAUGUUAAGGUAGUAAAAAUAGAAAUUAUGUCUUAGAAUUUGUGCAUUUUUAACUUUUCAAGCAUUAAAUGUCUUGUAUCAUUAAAUGUUAAAUUUCUAUAUUAAGAUACUUUAUCAUGUGCCCUAUAUGCACAUGUUAACAAGACCCUAAAAAAAAUCGUGUAAAAUAAAAACAUGUUUUAUACUAGUCCUCAAAAAAAAAAAAAUAAUAAAAAACAAUUUUCAUCUUCUCUCCCUUGUCCCAACGCAACUGCAAGAACAAUAGUAAAUGUUUCAAAAUUUCAACGUAGUGUUUCAAUUUCAAUUUCUUCACCAUCAUCGUUGUGAUUCUAAACACUCACUUCAAUCUUUGAAAUUUGCGUGCGUGUGAGCUACGUCACAUGCAUAUCUCACUCUCAUCUCCAAAUUUCCACUUCUUUGGUAAUCUAACACAAUUCUUUUUUGAUUCCGUUAAAUUUCCGACUAAUCCUUACCGUGAUCGUCACUAUCGCCGCCGUAAUCGCCGCCGUAUUACGGCGGAGGAGUCUACUCUCUUUUUUAUUUAUUUUUCUGGAUAAAUGCGUGUUACAGUGGAUCUAGGGUUUUCUUCUUUGCUUUUCGCGGCUUUAAUUUGUGUCAUUUUGCCGGCGAUCGGUUUCUUCAUACGUUAUAAGUGGCGGCGUGCGGCGGAGAGGGCGGAGGAGAUUAAGAGACUGUUGAUUCUCACGGCUGAGGAAUCUGCCAGGGCUGAGCGUGAGGCGGCAGCUUCGUAUCAAUAUGUUGUUGCUGCGAAUUCGUAUCAAUAUCAAAACGGUGCCGUUUCAGCUUCGUCUCAAUACGUUUCACCGAAUUCGCAUCAAAACGGCGCCGCUUCGGUUGAUAAGAGCAAUCAAUGUGUAGUGUGUUUUUCUCCCACCACUACAAGGUGUGCAAGGUGCAAAGCAGUUCAUUACUGUUCUGGUAAGUGCCAAAUUGCUCAUUGGCGUCAAGGUCACAAAGACAAAUGUCAUCCUCCCAGCACAGCUCGCCAGACUGAUGAUUUGGUAAGCAAUAUUAGUAAGAAGCUAGCCAAGCCAGACCGUCGUGGAUUCAAUGAUGAGAAGUCUCGGAUUGAAAGUACAGAGAUUACAAAAUCCUCUGAGAAACCCCCAUUGUCUGAUAUAAAACGUUCUCCCAAAUUUUCUUGUGUAGGGACUGAUAAUGCUAGAGUUGAGUCUCCUGCAGAGGAAAAUAUCGCAGACUCUAAUUCUGAAUUAUCAUGUAACUCAUUUUCUGGAUUCUCUGCUUCCACUGGUGCUAAUGGAUCAUCAUCAUCUGAUGAUUCAUCUGUUUGUGAGAGUAUCAUAUCAAAUGAGCAUGAGAGAUCCGAGGGACCUAUUUCUACUGACCACACUUUUGACGUCUCUGACAACACAUCAAAUGGUCAUAGCAUUGGUGCAACCAUCCCAUUGUCACCUAAGUUUGCUAGUUUGGUUGAUUCAGCUAGACCUGGUAUUGGUAAAGAAGAGAUUAAGCUCACAUCAAAUGAUAGUUCAGGUUUGAUGAUGCAGAAAGGGGGAACAGAGCCUUCUAAAGUGUCGUAUGGAUUUUGGAAUGGCACUCUUGAUUCAAAUGGGGUAAAAGAUGACUCUUUUGGUGACCCUCUUCUAUCUCACUCUAAUGAACCUGUUACGAAGUCUGUUGGGAAAAAUAUGCCAAACAUAGGAUUAGGAUCUUCCAAGAAUGAAGGUCUUGAUUCUACUCGUUAUACAGAUGCUUCAAGCAUCCAUAACUUGCACACUGUUGGCUCUAAGGUAUCAAAUCAUGUUGUGAUCAACCCUGGAAGCAGCUUGAGAUCUGCUGAAAUUAGUUGUCUUCCAUGUACAUCUGCCGAAACUAAGUUAGUUUCUAGAGCUGUAGAGGAGGAGCAUUUACAUUACAGUUCAAAAUUUAUGAACAAUGGUACCCAUUCUGGCACUGGUAAUUCAUCCCAGGUUGCUAAUUGCUCUCCAACUUCCAAGGAUGGCCUUAAAACAUCUGUUAUGAAAGUUGUUGAUCAGUUUAGAGGAUCAAAUAUGUCCAAACACUUUCCAAUAGCUGUUGGAAGUGAUGUUGCUGUAAAAUACAGUGAAAAGGGUCUUUUUCCAUAUGAUUUGUUUAUCAAACUUUAUAACUCGAACAGAGUGGAGGUCCAACCAUUUGGUCUUACAAAUUGUGGAAACAGCUGUUAUGCGAAUGCUGUACUCCAGUGCUUGGUAUUUACACCACCAUUGACUGCAUAUUUGCUUCAAGGGCUUCAUUCUAAAUCAUGUGUAAAUAAAAAAUGGUGUUUCAUCUGUGAGUUUGAAAGUUUGAUUUUGAAAUCAAAAGACACAAAAUCUCCCCUCUCACCUAUAGGCAUACUCUCUCAACUACAGAAUAUUGGAAGUCAACUUGGUAAUGGAAGAGAAGAAGAUGCGCAUGAAUUUCUAAGGCAUGUGAUUGAAACAAUGCAAUCUGUUUGUCUUAUGGAAUGUGAGGCUAAUGCAUCAGACUCAUUAAAAGAACAAACUAAUUUAGUGGGUCUUACAUUUGGAGGGUACCUGCGAUCAAAGAUAAAAUGCAUGACAUGUGGAGGGAAAUCUGAGCGUCAAGAAAGGAUGAUGGAUUUGACUGUUGAGAUAGAAGGAGAGAUAGCAUCCUUGGAGGAUGCCCUUAAACAGUUUACAAGCAUCGAAACUCUGGAUGGAGAAAACAAGUACCACUGUGUCAGAUGUAAAUCUUAUGAGAAGGCCAAGAAGAAAAUGGCAGUUUCAGAGGCACCUAAUGUUCUUACUAUAGCAUUGAAGAGAUUUCGGUCUGGAAAAUAUGGGAAGCUCAAUAAGCCAAUUCAGUUUCCUGAAAUACUUGACUUAGCUCCUUUCAUGAGUGGAACUAGUGAUUUGGCUAUAUACAGGCUGUAUGGGGUCGUUGUGCACUUGGAUACAAUGAAUGCUUCUUAUUCAGGUCACUAUGUGUGUUAUGUGAAGAAUUUCCAGAACAGUUGGUUCAAGAUUGAUGACAGUGUGGUGACGCCUGUUGAAUUGGAAACAGUAUUAACAAAAGGCGCAUACAUGCUUCUUUAUGCUAGGUGCUCACCUAGGGCCCCAAGAUUAAUCAGGAACAUGAUAGUGUCCUCAGAUUCAAAAACCAAAUUGAAUGGAAAAACUAUCAUAAUGAAGUACAAACAUGCAUCAACACAUUCUGGUUCCACUGAAUACAUGACUAAUUCAGUUUCUGGUACAUAUGAUUUACCCGCCUUAGAGACAAUCAAUUCGAAGUUCCAUCGCAUGAAAAGUAUCAUGGAAGAAGACUCAUCAAGUGAUAAUUCAUCCCUCAUCAGCAAUAAUUCAGACGAUUGUUCUUGCAGCACUGAUAGCACUUAUGAUUCAACAAGUACCGACGAAUUUGCAGAUUAUAUUUUUGGUAAUUCAGGACGAGUUGGGGGCGGCACUUCCACCGCAUGUUCAAGAGUGGGGAUCGACGGUCUUUUGUAUUGGAGUAGACCCGUGGAUGUUGAAAGGAGUGAUAAAUGUGUUUCUCAUUUGCAUCACAACACAAGUAUAGAGCAUAGUAAGUUAGAUACAUGUAGGAGUAGUUUUAGGCAGAGUAAUUCUUUUGAGAGAGCAGGAUCCAAUGAUUUUAGCUAUAUAAAUUCUGGUGUAACACAUAGAAAGACAAGAGAAACAAAGGAUUGAAAUAUUUGAUUACCAUACAAAAGUUGAGAGCCCCUAAUUGAUAAAUAAUAGUGGGGAUUCUCUAUACUAUGAAUUUUUUGCA
Trifolium pratense (red clover) is the source of this 3958-nucleotide messenger RNA. Its product is annotated as ubiquitin carboxyl-terminal hydrolase 16-like. Gene Ontology annotation, molecular function: cysteine-type endopeptidase activity; cysteine-type deubiquitinase activity. The transcript is spliced from 11 exons. Gene Ontology annotation, biological process: protein deubiquitination. Bases 760 to 3876 code for a protein of 1038 amino acids. Gene Ontology annotation, cellular component: cytosol; nucleus. NCBI's taxonomy places the organism in Eukaryota, Viridiplantae, Streptophyta, Magnoliopsida, Fabales, Fabaceae. The record is from RefSeq and is a predicted model, not a curated record.